This is a messenger RNA of Solanum stenotomum, 483 nucleotides long. RefSeq lists its product as uncharacterized. Lineage: Eukaryota; Viridiplantae; Streptophyta; Magnoliopsida; Solanales; Solanaceae. Gene Ontology annotation, molecular function: acylphosphatase activity. The record is from RefSeq and is a predicted model, not a curated record. The transcript has 2 exons. Bases 81 to 386 code for a protein of 101 amino acids.
UUGUUCCCAAUUCUCCAACCGUCAUAAUCGUCUUCACUGCUUCCUCCGGCAAAAUCAUCGAGCUAUUUUCCCGGCGACCAAUGUCCGAUCUCAAUUCUACAUCCAAUUUGAAAACUGUUAGGGUUGUAAUUAAAGGGAGAGUUCAGGGUGUCUCGUAUAGGGGUUGGAUAGUAGAUAAUGCGACGGAAUUGGGUUUGAGUGGUUGGGUUAGGAACAAAAAGGACGGCGGCAAUGUGGAAGCCAUGUUUUCCGGUAGUCCUGAGAAGGUUGUAGAAAUGGAACGCCGGUGUUGGGUGGGACCGCCGGCGGCGAAAGUCACCGACGUGGAUGUUAACGAUUGUGAUGAAGAUUUGGCCCCGGGCUUUGAAUGUAGGCUAACUGUUUGAUCAGUUGCCUAAAAGAAACAAAAUAAUUAUUCUUUUUUGAUAAUCAAAUUGCUUGAUGUAUUUAUAUGUUUAAAAUUAAUGCAUGCUUUAUUUUUGC